AUGGAAACAAAUAUUAAAUUAAAUUCAUUAAUUUUUAAUGAAGUAUUACUAUAUCUAUCAUAUAAUAAUGAUUAUAAAAGAUUAUUAGAAUUAAGUUUAAUUUCAAAACAAUCAUUUCAAAUCAUUCAAAAUUUAUUAACUCAUAAAUAUCUCAUCAAACUUGAACCAAAUAAUCUAAUAAACUUAAUAAAGAAAUCAAAAGAAAAUAAUAACAAAUAUGAACUAUUUUUAAUAAAGUAUAAAGAGGUGGAAAUUAUCCAUUUCGAUCAUUGCAAUGAUUAUUCAAAAAAGUUAUUGAAAAAGAUCAAGAGUAGACUUUUAGAACAAUUCAAAGAAUUAAAAAAAGUUAUUUUCAACAGUGUUAGUAUUCAAGGUGAUACUAUGGAUGAAAAUCCAACAUGUGAUAAUUUUUAUGAAUUUAGAUGUUUAAAUUUAUUAUGGUAUACAGAAGCUCUUCCGUACUCAACCGAAACCGAAUUAAUAGAAGAUCCAUCUAUGUUUUCUUUUGAAUAUAUAUCAAGAUAUCCAAAUGCAAAGAAAAUCUCAAUAUCAACAUGUAAUAGCAAUCAACUAAUACUAUUAGAGUGUAUGGAUGGUAUUUUAAUAAAUUGCUAUAGUACAUUAGAAACUAUUAAAUUUGACUUCCACAAUACACCCCGUGCUUUUGUUGGAAAAGUAAUAAAUUCAAAAUCACCAGCAAUCAAAUCAUUCACUGUUAGAUUGGCCGAUGGAGACACAAGUAAAUCGGUUGCAAAGAUAUUUAGAAAAUCAGAAAUCUCAAAAAAUAAUACAUUAAAGGUGUUAAAAUUAAAAUAUUGUUCGGAACUUUUCAUUCCAUAUCUUAACCAAGAGCCAACCGAAUUUUUAAAAACACUAAUAGGUAAUCAAACUUUAGAAACAUUGGGUUUACAAUUAUUCGAUGUAAAAAACUCGGAAAAACUAUCACCACUCAUCCAAGUACCAAAUAUUACAAAAUUAAUAUGCAGUCCCUACUCUUUCGAUGCCUUUCUUUUACAUUGCAACGAAAAUCAUAAUAUUACCACUUUAAAAGUUGGUUGUGAUACUCAUCAUGACCCUUAUUACAAUAGUUACUUUAAAGAUAAUUGUUUGGCAAAUGCACUUUUAAAUUUCUUUAAAAAUAAUAAAUCAUCAUUGAACUCUAUUAUAUUUUUUAGAGUACCAGAUAGUUUAAAAGAAAUUAUCAACAAAGAAAGAAAUAAUAUUAAUAACAAUAUAAAAAAUAUAACUUUUAAAAUUUUAACUUUUCAUUCUUCCAAAGAAAUUGUAAUAUAA
Dictyostelium purpureum is the source of this 1293-nucleotide messenger RNA. RefSeq lists its product as uncharacterized. Bases 1 to 1293 code for a protein of 430 amino acids. NCBI's taxonomy places the organism in Eukaryota, Evosea, Eumycetozoa, Dictyosteliales, Dictyosteliaceae. The record is from RefSeq and is a predicted model, not a curated record. The transcript has a single exon.